AUGGCGCCAAAAGGACACUUCUUGGCACAGAUACCACAACCGAUACAAAGCUCUUCGGAGAUGAAGGCAAUCUUGGCCGUGGGCUCUACUUCGAUACAGAAUUUACCUAGAAUCACAAGUUCAUAUAUAAUCAAAAAAAAAACUUACCAUUCUUGUCUACAUUUCUUGGGUUUGCACUUGUCGGCAUUCACAAUGGCAAUACGAGUAAGCGCGUCACUCAUGGUCUAUAAAAAGAAGCAAAUGGCUAAAUGGAGAAGGGGGGGUAGGAUCUCACGAAGAGCAAUGAAGUAA
Molecule: messenger RNA, 291 nt
Organism: Radiomyces spectabilis
Lineage: Eukaryota; Fungi; Mucoromycota; Mucoromycetes; Mucorales; Radiomycetaceae
Exons: 2
Coding region: 1-291 (96 amino acids)
Source: RefSeq, a predicted model, not a curated record